Molecule: messenger RNA, 741 nt
Organism: Lindgomyces ingoldianus
Lineage: Eukaryota; Fungi; Ascomycota; Dothideomycetes; Pleosporales; Lindgomycetaceae
Exons: 4
Coding region: 1-741 (246 amino acids)
Source: RefSeq, a predicted model, not a curated record
AUGACGAUAGAUGAGGAAACCUGCGGGGCGCUUCAUCCCUCCGGAAUGUGUUUUCCCCGACAUUUUCCGGGCCGCGGACGGGAUCCAAGUGGCUGUGGACCUCCACAAACGUUAGGGGUCGUGUCGUCUGUAAAUUUGAUCUUCAUUGGAGCUUCACGGCCGUUGUACAUCAUGCAGCCACAGAUCAAAUCCCUCCAUGCACGAUAUCGAACCGGAGGGGCGGACAUUCUGCAAAGCGUUUACCCGAUGGCCACCGGAUGUGGACGCUUUCGACUCCCUAACGAAAGCUGCAUACUCAGAUUAAGGAUAUACCAUGAUGCACAAUCCCAAGUGGAUUGCACUACAAAGCCGGGACAAGAAAGACAAGCAUCUCCCAACUCGCUUUUACUCGUCGUUGAGCUGACAUUUAUAAUGCCAUUUCCUGUGUCAAUAACUUUCCUCCAUUAUUCAAAGAGACCCAAUCCAUGGACUCACGCAAUCAAUUUAUCAUUCUUAAACAAAUCCAACAUUCACUCACAUAUCACUUCACCUUCAUUCACCUACUCAAUACCUACUCAAUACCUACUCAAUACCCGCUCAUGGCAGGAUCUGCCUGACUCUGCCAAGCAAUAUAGCACGUGCAAUGAGCUGACUAACGCUAGCGCCAACAACUUCAUCUUUCUCAAGACCAGCUUUCUACCACCAGCUUUCCACCACACGCACUCUGAUCCAUUACUCUGUCUUCUGCCUCUGUCGGUUUGA